Musca domestica (house fly) is the source of this 4664-nucleotide messenger RNA. RefSeq lists its product as uncharacterized. Gene Ontology annotation, molecular function: cell adhesion molecule binding. The transcript is spliced from 8 exons. Lineage: Eukaryota; Metazoa; Arthropoda; Insecta; Diptera; Muscidae. Bases 954 to 2804 code for a protein of 616 amino acids. The record is from RefSeq and is a predicted model, not a curated record. Gene Ontology annotation, cellular component: extracellular matrix. Gene Ontology annotation, biological process: extracellular matrix organization; cell adhesion.
AUAGUUUACGUCUAUUGGAAAAUCGUUAAACAAUUUAUAAAAAGUUAAUUUGAGGGCAGAAAACACUGUCCCAAGGCAUGACCAUUGUGUCGUUGAGACCUCAUCAUGUCUCGUGGAAUGAAGAAAAGCUUUUUUAAUUUGUUGUAAAUUUUCCGGCAUAACAGACGUAAAUUUGUCCUCUGUAAACGUGCAAAGCGACAGAAAACAAAAAAAUAGUCACAGCUCUUGAGACAAAUGAGAAGAAAAUGAAAGAACAAUCACAAAAACAAAACAAAUAAUUAAAGUCGGAAAAAGGAAAACGCAAACAGAAAAAGGAAGUGAGUUUUCUUCAUUGGAAAAAAGUGUGUGAAAUAAUAAUUAAUAAAAUAAAAGUUAAAGUUGUGAAUAAUUUAAUAUUUCGACAACCUUAUAAAAUUUAGUGCUUCGGAGAUUAAAUUAUAAAAAAAUCAUUCGAUUUUUCCAAUAUCCAAUCCAGCAAAAUUUACAUUGUGAAGCUUGCAGUUAACAAACAAUUCGUGGCAAUAUAGAAAAAGUGUAAAACUCCAACAACAACAACAAAAUAUAAUGUAAAUACUUGAAGACAACCACAACAACAACAACAACAACAACAACAACAACAGAAAAGAUAAUCAGCCAAUUUAACAAACAAAAGCAAUCUACUAAACGAUCUCCGUCUUUAAAACAAAAGCAAAACUGACAAGUGAAACAAUUAAAUAAAAAAAAUACUAAACAAUGUUUAUUAACAAAUAAUCGACAUAAUUAUACAACAAUUACAAUAAUAACAAAAAAAUAUUUAAAGAAAAGUCGUGCCAUCAAAAUUGCAUUUUUAAAAUUGAGAUUCGUUUUCGUGUAGCUUGAUAAACUUAUCGCAAUCUAUUGCAAAAGGGUUAGAAACGCCCUAAGAGAUUUUUAAAAAAUUUUUAGAAAUAAAUUCCCAGACUUUCAAAAACAAAAUGUGGCUCCAGUGGUCUUUGCUUGUGAUCUCGGUGGCUUCGGCCUCAGUUCUACAAAUCGAUCAGAAUCUCAAAAAUAUCAAAUUAAUUGAAAGCAAAUUCAUACCGGAUGUCAAUGUUCUGCCAGCAGAUCAGUCUAUAAAUAUAAAUGAUGAAAAUUGGCAACAGGUUCGACGUUUCAUGGAGGAUGGCUUGCCAGUGUUGGAGAUUUAUGGGUAUAAGCCGCAGAGAGAUAUACCAUUUACUUUAAUUAUACCAAAAAUUGAUGUACGCACCAUUGAGAAGCCACGUCUCAAAGAGUUCAUGCUGGAACAUAUGGUACCGGGACGGGCAUUCGAAAAUUAUGCCGACGAAGAUUCAGCAGCGGCAUCAUCAUCGUCGUCGUCGUCCUCGUCGUCAUACGGCAAUGGUAAUGGCCAUAAGAUUGUCUUUCGCAAAUUGGAAAAAUCGCCAAACAAUGUGGUCUGGCUGUUGAAUGGCUUCCAGAUAUUGCAUCGUGUCCGCAUCAAUGAUAAUUUAAUUGCAUUGGCCAUCGAUGGGUAUUUGGGCGAUCGAAAGUCACCGUAUUCGAAGCGGAACAUCCAGGAGGGCAGUAGUAGCCGCUACAAUGAACCACAACGUUUGGAGAUGCGCAACUCCACCGGCAACAUUGCCCACACCAAAAACGAACCGAUCCUUAAGGAGUCAAAGGCCAGCCCACUAAUGUCAUUUCUUGGCAGCAUGAAAAGUGGCACAAAAGUUUUCCAGCAUUUCCUUUCGAAAAGUAAUCUCACCCAAAUAAUGGACGAUGGCUCGUUCACCAUUCUCAUACCCACCGACAAUGCCUUUCAACGUUGGCACCCCAUCGAUUGGGGCUUCUAUCCGUUCAGUGUGCAGGAGUUUACGGAGAGUGUGCUGCGCAAUCAUUUCCUACCGAUGCAGAAACCGUUGCGUAUGGCCGAUGUAAAGAAUAUGGAUCAAAUGGCGGUGCGCACCAUGGGCGGAGAGAGUGUGGUGUUUAGGGGACAACCUGCACCGAAUGUCAACAAUGUUUCCAUAAUGUCCGAUUACACAUUGUCCAAUGGCAAUCAAGUGUUUAUCAUAACCGAAGUUUUGUUUGUCUCCGAAGCGGUAGUCUCCAAACUACAUCAGAUGCACAAGGACAAAGAGACACCACCGCUGUUGGCUUUCCCCUGGUUUGGGGCACAAUUUUUGUCACAUUCCUUCCUGGCGCUGGAACGAGACCCCAGAUUUACACAAAUUACAAGGUUUUUAAACAAUGCUGAAAUUGCACCACAUGUAUCCGGAGCCAAUUACACGUUCUUUGUCCCAGACGAUAAAGCCUUUGAGAGAUUGGGCUUCGAUAAGCUGAGUGAUGAUGUUAUGGCCUCCCAACGAGGUGUUAAAAUGCUGCUGAAUCAUUUCGUCAAGGGACGUCUGUACAAUCGUGAUCUGAAGGAUAAUGAAGUCUUCGAGACGAUAGGUGGUGGCCAUAUUAAAAUAACACGAAAUCCUGGAAGUAAUGCGACCAGUGUUAACAAUGCCAAAAUAAUCGAAAGUGAGGUAUUCGUUUAUAAUUUGGGCACAAUGUUCUAUAUCGACGAUAUACUCUACUCGCAUUUGCUGCGCGAAUAUGUCAUCAAACAUAAGUCACGGACAAAUUAUGCCGGUGGCAAUAACAAUGGACGUUCAUCGACAUUGGGCACACCCACCGAUGUUGAAAUUGUACCCAAUGAAUUCGAACAGAGCGGUGGUACCAAUAACGGUGGCGGAGGAGGUGGUGGCGAUUAUUCCAUACAUGAUGAAGACUUCGAUGAUGAAAUUAUCACACCCAAAGCGCUUCCCGUCCAAUUUUAUGAACUACCCAAGUAAGCGAGUGAACACUGAAACACCAGACAGCCAGCCAAGUGAAUGUGAAUGUGUGAGGAGUAUGAAGUCCAAGUUUGAAAUUUGGAGACAGAACAAAACAAAAACAUUGGAAAUUAAAAAGCAACAUUUUUGAUAAAAUAUCAAAAGAAAAAAACAAACAAAUCGUAAACCCAAACAAAUUAGAGUGAAAAUUUUGAAAAGAAAAAUCUGAGAAAAAAAUACUUUUUUUAUUCGAGACGGCGAUGAUGAUCUACAUGCAUAAAUAAAGAAAAAUACAUACAAUAUAAUUUGAUUAUAUUUUUUUAAGAAUAACCGAAUUCCCAAUAAAGGAAAAUAAAAUCGAAAGAGUCCCCCUCCCCCAAUAUGGAGAAAAACAAAAACCCAAAACAUAAAUGGAGAGAUUGUUAGAAGGCUUCAAGCUUUUUUUGUGUAUAGUUUAGAGAUUAUUUUAAUAAUUGUAUGCAUUUUUAAGUAAACAAUACAAAAACAAAAAACAAACAAACGAAACCAAUACGUAUACAUACAUAAAAUAUUAUUAUACAUAUAUAUAUAUAUUAUAUAUAAAUAUAUUUAAUGUUAAUUUUUUGUGUAGAUUUAACAAGAAGAAUGUGAAAACAUCAAUUAGGUUUAUUAUUAUUUUCAAUAAUUUUUAGAUUUAGAGAAACAAAACAAAAGAGAAACCAACAACAAAUAUUCCGAAAUAAAAACAAAACCAAAACCUAAAAUAUAUGUAUAUCAAUCCAGUCUCUUGUAGGUGGUUUACAGAAAAAGAAUUGGUCCCAAAAAUGAGUUUGGAAUUUCCUAAAAAUUUUGUAUAUUAUGUUCACUAAAAACUCAUUGAACUGAAAAAACAGCAGCAACAUAUAUACUACGUCCAUAUUAUUCCAAAUCUGUAGCCUUUGUUGAAUUCACACAACUAAUAAAAUAGAUAUUUCUUUAUCUGUGCCGUGUGCUCAAGUUUACAGCACUUCUUUACUCAAAUUACUGAUAGGUCAUCUCGUAUUCAAAACUUCUAUAUAUAAUUUUUGUUGAAAACUAAAAAAAUGGUUACUUUAUGUAUUUAUAACGACAGAUUAAACAAUUGAUUCAUUCUAAUUUUAAUAAAAGGACAUUUUUGUGCAAAGACGUACUAAAUGUUUCUUUUAAAAUAGAUCGAUCCACAAUUACUUUUACUGGGCAAAAGUUUAAGUUGGACUAUCCCCAACAAAUUUUGAAAGGACAUUUUAUAAUUGAAGUCUCUAAAGUCUUUAGGUAACUAUAAGCUUAAUCAUCUAUUUGAAAUCCUACUUCUUUUUGGGACCAAUUUAAUUUAAUGUAAACCAGCAUUGUGUGUAUUGGCACAUAUCUUUAAAAAAAAACUACUAGCAAUUGGAAAAAGAAUUGUAUCUAAUCGAGCCAUAAUUUAAAGGAAACAAAAGAUAAAAUGAUGAAAGGAAUCAGCUUUUGUCGCAGCAUUAUUAACAUGAUAUAUGUUUGCGAGGUGAUCAAAAAUUAAACGGGACUUGAAACUUAUAUAAGUUGGACCCAGACAUUGCAACAAUUGUGUCAAUGAUUCUACGACCCCAUAAAGCAUAUUGAUGGCAUUGGUCUCAAACCUAAAGUCUUUAUAAAGAAACUCAUUGAAGAAAUAAAAACAAGUAAAUUAAUAAUAUUACCUUAAAGGUCGUACGGAAAGCAAGAAAAUACGCGAACUAAUUAAGAAUUUUUGUAUCCACAACUGAAGAAUUGAAGAGAGAGAAAUUAUAGUAAGCAAAGAUCAGAAAACAAAAAUAAAAAUAAAAAAUUCCACAUUCCAAAAAUUUGUUAAAUGAACUAAAGUAACAAAAACCACAACAACAACAAUAAACUAGUGAAAUAAAAUCA